This is a messenger RNA of Nilaparvata lugens (brown planthopper), 474 nucleotides long. RefSeq lists its product as uncharacterized. Bases 1 to 474 code for a protein of 157 amino acids. Gene Ontology annotation, molecular function: protein dimerization activity. The transcript has 3 exons. The record is from RefSeq and is a predicted model, not a curated record. Lineage: Eukaryota; Metazoa; Arthropoda; Insecta; Hemiptera; Delphacidae.
AUGUCGUUCAGGAACUACAAGCGAAACAGUGAACGAUACGAGUUGCACACCAAUGAGAGAAAUUAUGGGAGUAUUGAAGAGCCGGACAGACAAGGCAUCCUUCAGGAGGACGAGGACUCUGACUCAGGCCGCUUCCAAAUGACAGAGGUGACGUCAUCGGCCGCCCAGCUGUUCGGGGGCGGAAGCGGAAGUGGCGGAAGCGGAAUUGGCGGGGGCGGCAACCGAGACACAUCCACCUACUUCCGCGACGGGCGGCGCAAGAUCGACUUCGUGCUGGUCUAUGAGGAGUCGCUGACGGGGGCGGCGCGAUCUGUGGCCGCUGCUGCCGCCUCCCGGAGGCCGUCGGUGCUGACGGGGCCGCCCCUUGCCGCCCCCGUGCUCAGCGACAAGAAGCUCGCCAAGCAGGAGGCCUGGAGGCAGCGGUUUAUGGCCAACCUCAGGAAGGCCGGGCUUGAUAUGGAAGAGAUGGACUAA